AAAUUAGAGAGGGGCUUGGAUGAAAAAUAUUGCACAGUUAAUCGGUGAAGACCGGAAAUGGUGCAGUGACGUCAGCACCGAAUCCUCCCGACGGGACUCCCCGGCACCGCAACCGCUGUUCCUCUCUCUCCCGCGUCACGCGCGCGCCAGAGCCGCGGCAAGAUUCCCCGGCGGGAGGCGUAGGCCGCGCGCCGCGACGAUUCGGCUCCUCGCCCACCCCACACGGUUCCCCGCCUCCCUCUGCCGCUGGCGGCGGAUGGCCUCCUCCUCCUCCUCGCCGGCGCCGGCCCCGGCCGGGGAGCCCCUGCGCCAGAAACGCAUCCUCUCCAGCAAGCUCUACCUCGACGUGCCCUCCUCCAAGGCGCCGGUGGUCUACUCGCCGGCCUACGACAUCUCCUUCCUCGGGCUCGAGAAGCUGCACCCGUUUGACUCCGCUAAAUGGGGCCGCAUCUGCAGGUACCUCACCAGGGAAGGGCACCUGGAGAAGAAAAAGCUCGUGGAGCCAUUGGAAGCCUGCAAGGAGGAUUUGCUAGUGGUGCACACAGAGGCGUAUCUGAACAGCCUCAAAAGCAGCUACAGAGUUGCCUGCAUUGUAGAGGUCCCUCCUGUGUCGCUUGUCCCUAACUGGAUGGUGCAUAAAAAGCUACUAUACCCGUUCCGUAAGCAGGUGGGUGGGUCAAUUUUGUCAGCCAAACUUGCACUCGAGAGAGGAUGGUCCAUUAAUGUUGGUGGAGGAUUUCACCAUUGUUCGGCAGAGGAAGGGGGUGGAUUUUGUGCGUAUGCUGACAUCUCUCUCUGCAUCCAGUUUGCUUUUGUCCGUCUAAACAUUUCAAGUGUAUUGAUCAUAGACCUGGAUGCCCACCAAGGAAAUGGGCAUGAAAAAGAUUUUGCCAAUGAUGGAAGGGUUUACAUUUUGGACAUGUACAAUGCUGGAAUUUAUCCCUUCGAUUUCACUGCUAAGCAAUACAUCGAUCAAAAAGUUGAAUUAGUUAGCGGGACAAAAACAGAUGAAUACUUGGAGCUACUUGACAAUGCCCUUGAGGUAUCCAAAAGUAGAUUUCAGCCCCAAUUGAUUGUUUACAAUGCUGGAACAGACAUCCUGGAUGGUGAUCCAUUGGGCAAAUUGGAGAUAAGUCCUGAGGGUGUGGUUGCCAGAGAUGAAAAGGUGUUUAGAUUCGCGAAAGAUCAAAACAUUCCACUCCUCAUGCUGACAUCAGGAGGCUACAUGAAGUCAAGUGCUCGAGUAAUUGCCGACUCGAUCAUCAAUCUCUCGAAUAAAAACUUGAUAGAACUAGGCAACCAGCUGGGUUGAGCAAGAACUUGUGAUUAGUGUUUAUCGUAAAGCACACAUCUCCCUGAUGUAUAUGUCAUUGUGAAUAAAAGUGUACAGUACUUUUAUUGUGAUGGAUGACAUAUAUGCCAUAGAAAAGGUUUGUAGUACAUAACACGGGGCCUCCUUAAAUCUUCACUAUGUGAAGUCAAGUAAUCAAUGCGUAUAAAGCGUUUCAGAAAA
Messenger RNA from Panicum virgatum (switchgrass), 1513 nucleotides. Its product is annotated as histone deacetylase 2-like. The coding region runs from base 20 to 1312 and encodes 430 amino acids. The transcript is spliced from 13 exons. Gene Ontology annotation, molecular function: histone deacetylase activity. The record is from RefSeq and is a predicted model, not a curated record. Lineage: Eukaryota; Viridiplantae; Streptophyta; Magnoliopsida; Poales; Poaceae.